AUGGAGCAGAUGCACAUGUCGAAAAUACAUCAGGAGAGUAAGCAGGUCCAUAUCCAUUGCGCCGUCAAUGACCAACGAAAUAUCAGGAACGCUCUUCAUCUCGCAAUGAUUAGUCCUCGGGAAGAAGAACAUGUGGAACUGGCCCGGUUGCUAGUGGAAAAAGGGCAAGUUGAUCCCAUGGGAUCAGUAAGACAAACCGGCGUCGUACACUCAUAUGCCGGUCCGGUGGAGGCCUUCAGGUACCUCAUCCACCAAGAUGAGUUUCUCGUCGACCCGGAAGAGCGAAACCGUAGUGGAAGAACAAUCUUGCACCAUCAGAUCUUCCAUCGACUCUAUUACGGGGAGUCCUUCGAGCGGAUCCAGGUUCUUUUCGCUGCUGGUCACCAUCUUUCCGGAGGCCACAUUGAUGGCGACCCGAUCUAUGACGGCUAUUCCGCGCUGCAUUGCGCUGCUCAUGUCUGGGCUACUGCAAAACUCAGAGAGGGCGAGCACACAGCGCGGCAAAGUGAGCUGGUUCUGCGGAGGCUUUUGACUACAGGAGAGGGUAUACAUCGAAUAAGCAGCCGAGGUUACACCGCUUUAACGACUAUCGGCGAGAUGAUCCACUUUUGUAACAGAAGCCCGGCGCUGAAUCAGGAGAUUAUCGCUGCAUGGCUCAAUCUGCUUUCGGAGGCAGGACACGACGUAGAGGCCUACUGCCUGACGGAAUGCACCCUUGAGAGAAAGAGACAGGAGACUUCAAGAUCGGCUUUUCCUAGGUUUCUUAUCGUCUUCGAAAAGAUAGAAGGAGUGCAGAGACUUAAUAGCAUGCGGAUAUCGAUCUCCUCACUGGAACAGGUGAUUGAAGUGGAAGAUGAGGAUGAAGAAGCCCCGAAAAUUGAGAGCACACGAGCAUUGUCAUCCCACGUCGUUCCCAGUUUUCGGGAAAGGCGUACUGACGCAAUGUUUCCAAAUCGUUCAGUCUCUUUGGGUCUGAGGAAGCAAAUAUUUGCCUUCGUGAUGUUCAUAUUGUUCAUAUUGCUUCUUCGUCAGACCUAG
Aspergillus fumigatus Af293 is the source of this 1038-nucleotide messenger RNA. The record is from RefSeq and is a predicted model, not a curated record. NCBI's taxonomy places the organism in Eukaryota, Fungi, Ascomycota, Eurotiomycetes, Eurotiales, Aspergillaceae.